Molecule: messenger RNA, 219 nt
Organism: Chaetomium globosum CBS 148.51
Lineage: Eukaryota; Fungi; Ascomycota; Sordariomycetes; Sordariales; Chaetomiaceae
Exons: 2
Coding region: 1-219 (72 amino acids)
Source: RefSeq, a predicted model, not a curated record
AUGACGAUGCCUGAGGGCGAAGCAGCGAAGGUGCUUGGUAUUGCGGCAGCGGGCGCGGGGGGCGCCAUAUCCCCGCAGCUCGAACACGUGGAUGCUAGCGAGAUGAUGGAGAGCCGCGACGCUUUACUACAGGCGAUUCGGGAUAUAGAUGUGAGGCUUGCUAAGCUUGAGGUAGCGGAUUCGGGCUCCGCGGACUAUAUCAUAGCUAGGAGAAUAUAG